AUGCGUUGAAAUAGUCGCGUUUCUCUAGUAAUCGGCGCUGUUUGCUCAGAUUAUUGCGUUAAUCAAGAAACGGAAAGAAGAGCUUCAGCUUUGCGUCUGAAAGCGAAGUUUGUCUCGAGCGGCGCUCCGUAAGCUGCACGCGUUACUAUGGCGACGGCGGCGCGUCCUGUCCCGCCGCUAUAAACACCUGAUGCGCUCGUGCAGCGAGAUCAGACAUGCUGAGAUCAGACGCGCCGCCCGCGAGCAGCUUCCUUCAGAGACGCGUCGCGACCGAGAGAAGGGCUCAGCCUGAGGCGAGGUUCGCGGAUCUGUCUCGAGUCGUUCAGCUGCUGCAGGAUCCGAUCUCGUCCUCGUUAAAAGAAAGACAGAUUUUCAUCUUGAAGAAGGUGGUAAAAAGAUGCCAGCGCGGAUUUCUCUUGAAGGAUCUCGCUGACAUCUGUCAGAUUCUGAACCUGUGUGCUGAAAGAGUCACAGAUCACCCGGAGUAUCCCAAAAUCCUCUGUGAUUUACUUCAGAUAUGCGGUCUUCCCUUCCUGAAGGAGAAAUCCUCGGAUGAGAUGAAGUUCUGCUCCGCGGCCGCAGACUGCCUGUCUCAGAUGGGUUAUCUGAUGCGGGUCCCGCUGCCGGAGGUCAGACAGCAGAUCUGCGCUUCUGUUAUAAGCUUCUACAGCCGCGACAAACACAAGCCCAGCUUUGACGGUGUUUGUCCCACACAUGUCGACUACAGAGGGCUGCUGGUGGAGCGCAGCGGUCUGGCCGAGACGCUCGUCAUGUCGCUGGCCCUGAUGGAGAAGCAGCUGUCAGUCAAACUGCGUCUCCUUCAGACGCUGCAGAUCCUGUCCAGGACAUCAGAGGUGAACUGUAGGUUGAUGCUGAGAGCUCAGGCCGCGCAGAAGAUCUGCUUCCACAUGAGCGAGCGCGAGCCGUCCGGACAGGUUCUGUUCCGCUCCUCCGAGAUCCUGUGGAACCUCCUGGAGAACGGCUCUGGAGAAGAGGUGACGGCUCAGCUCAGCAACACCGACUGCAUCGCAUCUUUGAAAGAAGCGUUUCUCCAUCAGCUUCUGAACGGUUUCCGGCAUUACGAUCGUCAGCUGAGGAACGACCUGCUGGUGCUGCUGUCUCUGAUCGCAUCAAACCCCAGCGCUCCUCUGAUCGAGAGCGGCUUCGUCAAGCAUCUCGCGCUGUUCGUCACGUUCCCCGAGCUGAAGAGCCACAAUCCUCUGGUGCGAAACCUCAAGCUGUCCUUCAACCAUGAGGACUUUGAGAUGAAGAAGCUCUUGCUGAAUGUGAUUGUCGUCCUGUCGAAAGAUCUGGCCGCCCUGCAGCUGUUUAAGGAGAGCCGCGUCAUGCUCGGCCUGAUGCUCCUGAUCAAGCCCAGAUCCUCCGAGGCCCAGAGCGGCAGACGCAGUUGGACCUCCAGCCAGCAGGAGGAGCUGCAGCUGCAGGCGUUGGCCGCUCUGACCUCUCUGGCUCCUCUGAUGCUGGACGACUACAUGACGUGUCAGGCUAACACCUGCCUGCUGCUGCUGCUGGACUGGUGUCUGCAGGACGACUCCUUCAGUGGGCGGGGUCACAGUUUCCAUGGCACCGGUGGGCGGGGCGGGAAGAAGGCUCAGAUGAGGUACUGCGUCCGUGUGCUCCGAUCCGUGGUGUCUCUGGACAGCGAGCCGCUCCGGCAGGAUCUCUGCGAUCAGGGGGCGAUCGGGCAGCUCUUGGGCGUGCUGCGCUGGUUCACAGCGAGGCCGGAGGACGAGGAUGCCGUCUCUCUGGAGAUCCAGAUAGACUCCCAGUUCAUUCUGUCUGUCCUCUGUGAGGGAGACGUGCACAGGAAGGAGCUGUUCGGCAGUGACGGUGUGGAGAUGCUGAUUCAGUAUUUGAGUUUGGACGCGGCUCUGAUCUUCAGCGGUUUGGGUCAUAAUAAACUGCUGCUGUCCACCGUCGACUGCGUUUGGUCAUGUGUUGUGGGCGGUUUCGGUACGGAGGAUGCGUUUGUGGCGGGACGUGGCGUUGAUCUGCUCCUUCAGCUGCUGCAGCGGAGCCCCAGACACAUGCUGAUCGCGCUCGUCGGGACUCUGCUGGAGCUGUGUGAGAAUCCGCAGGCCGUUGCGAGCGCGCAGUGCUGGCGCGGCGAGGGAGACACCAGCGCACCGCAGCUCCUGCUGCAGAUCUGGAGGAGGGAGGAGGAGGAUACGGGCGUGACGCGAGACCGGCACGGGAUGAUCGCGGAUGUGAAGCGGCCGAUGGUGUCUCGGCAUCAGGAUGAAUCGUCAUCAUCGUCACGUGACGUCAGUGCUGCGGUCAGGGACGUGUCAGAAACCCUGCGUGCAAACAUCUACUGCAUCUUCUGUAAACUGGGAUUUGAGCGGCUGUCGGGUCUGAGCGCUGAAGAUCUCGUCACGCUCAGCAUCGUCCGCCGAUACCUGGACUUUAAGGUGGCCGAAGUUUUACACGAGGUGUCGGUCGAGCUGUGGAACGAGGGAGCGACGCCCGUCUCGUCCGACGAAGAAGCCCUGAAGAGCCUCCGGCGGGUCGGUGAAGACACGGCCGAGAACGUGCGCUCUCUGCAGCAAAGCAUUGUGGGCCGUCAGCGGCAGGAGGAGCUGCAGGAGGAGAGGCUGCUGUAUAAAGAGAUCGGCUUCACUCAUAAGCAGAGAGAGAUCGCGGCCGAGGCCUGGAGGAAUUACGUGGCCAGAACGUCAAACUACAGCGUCUUCAAGGAGUUCAAGCGGCUGCAGGAGGAACACCGGAGCACCGGCGGCCCCGACGCGCCGUCAGAACCGGCCCUCGAGGGACCCGAGACUCAAGACGCCGUCUCGGAUCAAUAAACCCUGAGAGAGUACAGAGAAACUGAAGCCCUUCACACAUCACACACACACCGCUGCUCAGAGACAUGAUCAGCAGUCUUUACUCCUACAGCGCAGCUUUACAUGUUUACUCCGGGUGUUUGAGACAGCAUCAUCAUAAUAGAUUAAGAGAAAGCACUGGGGUUCUGCUUUACUAACUCCGGCGCAUGUAUCCACGCUAACUGCUUCUGUGCUUUGAGCUGCUGUGUGCUUGUGAACGCUGAUCUCCGGGGCGAAGCGGACAGUCUUAGCUCGUGUCAAGAUCACGACUGCUAACUCGACGUCAGUGUGCUGAAAUCACCGCUGACCAUCACUUCUUCUGUCCACAUCACAUCACUAACGCUGAAUGUUAUCCAUGAUGAUUGUGCGAGCAGCAUUUUUACUAAUGACUAAUAAAAUAAGAGCAGAACAAAAAACUGUUUAUUUAA
Messenger RNA from Megalobrama amblycephala (Wuchang bream), 3271 nucleotides. Its product is annotated as cilia- and flagella-associated protein 69-like. Gene Ontology annotation, biological process: positive regulation of flagellated sperm motility; response to odorant; olfactory behavior. NCBI's taxonomy places the organism in Eukaryota, Metazoa, Chordata, Actinopteri, Cypriniformes, Xenocyprididae. Bases 216 to 2825 code for a protein of 869 amino acids. The record is from RefSeq and is a predicted model, not a curated record. The transcript has 22 exons. Gene Ontology annotation, cellular component: non-motile cilium; sperm midpiece.